UUAUCGGAAUUGUGAAUUUACCUCCUUUCCCGCUUUUUCAUUUAGGAAACAUCGAACUUCCAGUGAGCUUUUUCGUUUGAUAAUGUUCUAUUUUGGUUAAAUUAAUAUUCAUUUCUGGUCAACUGUAUUAUAAUCUGUUCCUUUCGUAUAUUUCUGUAUAAUAUUAUUGUUCGGAGCAUUCAGAAAAUGGUAGCGGGCACUCCCAACUUGCCAUGGGUAGAGAAAUAUCGUCCAAGUACUCUCCAAGAUCUGAUUUCUCAUGAAGAUAUCAUCAGAACAAUAACCAAAUUCAUCGAUGAAAAUCAAUUACCUCACUUGCUGUUCUAUGGACCACCCGGUACUGGAAAAACCAGCGCUAUUUUAGCUUGUGCCCGAAAACUAUACCAACCUGGACAGUUUCGUUCGAUGGUCUUGGAACUCAACGCUUCGGAUGAUCGAGGUAUAGGCAUUGUACGAGGUCCCAUAUUAAAUUUCGCGUCAACUCGUACCAUAUUCAAAUCCGGAUUCAAGUUGAUAAUUCUAGAUGAAGCUGAUGCCAUGACUAACGAUGCUCAAAACGCUUUGCGAAGAAUUAUCGAAAAGUUCACCGAGAAUGUUAGAUUUUGCCUGAUUUGUAAUUACCUGAGUAAGAUCAUUCCAGCUUUACAAUCGAGAUGUACUCGCUUCAGAUUUGGACCUUUAUCACCAGAACAAAUACUUCCAAGACUGAAUUACGUAAUCGAUCAAGAAAAAGUAGAAGUAACCGAAGACGGUAAACAAGCGUUGAUUGAUUUAUCGCAAGGAGAUAUGCGUAAAGUUUUGAAUAUUUUACAAAGUUCCUCGACUGCAUUCUCAACCAUCAACGAAGAUGCAGUUUACACCUGUGUGGGUCAUCCUUUGAAAGCAGAUAUAACUAAUAUUUUGAAAUGGUUGCUCAACGAUGAUUUCGUCUCUACGUACAAUCGAAUUCAGAAUUUAAAAGUUGAAAAAGGUUUAGCUUUACAAGAUAUACUUACCGAAGUGCACACGUUCUUACAUAGAAUUGAAUUACCAUCUGAAACGUUGAUGGAAUUGUUGAUUAAAUUAUCCGAUAUCGAAUAUCGAUUGUCUGGCGGAACAAAUGAAAAAUUCCAAUUGAGUUCUCUAAUAGGAGCAUUUCAUAUUGCGAGGAACAAGAUCGAAGUCAACGAAAACGAGUAAAUCAAAUUGUGUUUUACUAUUUCUCUCUAAAUAAUACGUACCUAUGUUUAAUUUUUUUUUUUAUCGUUUUAAUAUAAAUAUUGAAUUUUGUGAUUGCUCGGUUUAAGUCUCAAAAAAUAUCCAUCGAGCAUUUUCAUUUCCUCGUUAAUGUAUAAUUUUAGAAUCUUUGAUACCUGAACACGAAAAAAAAGAGUGGAAAACGAUAACUAAUUCAACGAAAUAAAAAUCGAUUAUUUCAAUGAAAUUUUAUUUAUUUACAACUUUUCAAAUAAAUUAUUCACUUAAUGAAAAAAACAAAAAUAAUAUAAUACGUAUAGAACUAACAAAGAUACUGAAAGUAUUGAACCCCAUAUUUUCGCAGGCAUUUUACAAAAAGUAAACCAUCAUUGAUAAAUAUUCUUUUGGUACCUUUUAAAAUAUUCUAAUAAAAAAAUGUACUUUAUUGUUCGUCAUUUGGUCUUAAAUUAAAGCAUAAAUUAAUGAGUACUAUAAUUAUAGGAAUGAGAACAUGCUGUUUCGUAGGCUCGUCGCGAGCCUACAUUUAAAUUAAAAAAAAAUAAUAAUAAAAAAAUACAUUUUAA
Messenger RNA from Planococcus citri (citrus mealybug), 1760 nucleotides. It is a transcript of the gene RfC3, whose product is annotated as replication factor C subunit RfC3. Gene Ontology annotation, biological process: DNA-templated DNA replication; DNA repair. The record is from RefSeq and is a predicted model, not a curated record. The transcript is spliced from 8 exons. Gene Ontology annotation, cellular component: DNA replication factor C complex; nucleus. NCBI's taxonomy places the organism in Eukaryota, Metazoa, Arthropoda, Insecta, Hemiptera, Pseudococcidae. The coding region runs from base 187 to 1179 and encodes 330 amino acids. Gene Ontology annotation, molecular function: DNA clamp loader activity; ATP hydrolysis activity; DNA binding.